AGAUAUUGAUUAUCUAAUGACAUGCAGGUUAUAUGCCUUCGGAUCUGUACAAUUUAAACUCAGCAUAUGGUUCUGAGGAGGAACUUAAACACUGCAUUGAAGAAAUGCAUUCUCAAGACCUUUUGGCCUUGGGAGAUGUUGUGCUGAAUCAUCGGUGUGCACAUAAACAGAGCCCAAAUGGUGUUUGGAACAUUUUUGGUGGCAAGUUUUCUUGGGGUCCUGAGGCAAUUGUUUGCGAUGAUCCAAAUUUUCAGGGUCGUGGAAACCCUUCUAGUGGUGAUAUAUUCCAUGCUGCACCAAACAUCGAUCAUUCCCAGGAGUUUGUAAGAAAAGAUAUAAAAGAGUGGUUAAAUUGGCUUCGAAAUUACAUUGGUUAUGAUGGGUGGCGCCUCGACUUUGUGAGGGGCUUCUCAGGUUCUUAUGUAAAAGAAUAUAUUGAAGCUUCAAAUCCUGCAUUUGCUAUUGGAGAAUAUUGGGAUAGUUUAGGUUAUGAGCAUGGCGACUUGUGUAACAAUCAAGAUGCUCAUAGGCAAAGGAUAGUCAAUUGGAUCAAUGCCACAGGGGGUACUUCAUCAGCAUUUGAUGUCACAACAAAGGGAAUCCUCCACUCUGCUCUGCAUAAUCAAUACUGGAGAUUGAUAGAUCCUCAAGGCAAACCAACUGGAGUUAUGGGAUGGUGGCCUUCGCGUGCUAUCACAUUUCUAGAGAACCAUGAUACAGGAUCAACACAGGGUCACUGGCCAUUUCCACGAGAUAAGCUUGCACAGGGAUAUGCCUAUAUUCUGACCCAUCCUGGAACACCUUAA
Molecule: messenger RNA, 806 nt
Organism: Humulus lupulus (European hop)
Lineage: Eukaryota; Viridiplantae; Streptophyta; Magnoliopsida; Rosales; Cannabaceae
Product: alpha-amylase 3, chloroplastic-like
Exons: 9
Coding region: 33-806 (257 amino acids)
Biological process (GO): carbohydrate metabolic process
Source: RefSeq, a predicted model, not a curated record